Molecule: messenger RNA, 3030 nt
Organism: Culex quinquefasciatus (southern house mosquito)
Lineage: Eukaryota; Metazoa; Arthropoda; Insecta; Diptera; Culicidae
Product: paired box protein Pax-6
Exons: 6
Coding region: 680-2371 (563 amino acids)
Biological process (GO): regulation of transcription by RNA polymerase II; anatomical structure development
Molecular function (GO): DNA-binding transcription factor activity, RNA polymerase II-specific; RNA polymerase II cis-regulatory region sequence-specific DNA binding
Source: RefSeq, a predicted model, not a curated record
AAACAAAACAACUUUUGUUUAGACAAAUGUUUCAAAUCAAAAACCAAUGUUAGCCGAUAAGGUUCUAACUCUAACAAAUUUCACAAACAGAUAAAUUUCCCUCCCUUCAAAAUCAACUCAAUGAAAGAUGUUUGCAGGUACCUGUUCCAAAUAUCCCACCCACCCUGCACAGCAACCCUCGACCACAGACGCGUACUCACACGCACUCACACAGUAUGCCAUGAUGAGGAUUAUCAGCUCGACGCGAUCGUCCCGAAGGGAGCGAAAAUCAUCUGUCCACAGCAGAUUUCAUCAUGGCACACUUCGACUCUGACUCUGACUUUGUACAAUUUUCUUUCUCCCUCUCCCCCUUUUUCUCCAAUCUGUACGGAACAGACCCCCGAAUGUAUGCUUUCCCCCUGUUGCCACCACGUGGUGGUGGUGGUGCUGGUGGUUCAUCAAAAUUCAACAAAAUGAUAAUAACAAUAACGAUGGUUCCUCCCCCUGUAAGUAUGCAACACGUCGUCGAAGACGACAAGAACCCCUCUUCGUGCAGCAGAAAUGGCAAAUAAAUGCAUUGAACAACUCUAUUAUUCGGUGAAUUGCCGGAACCCGGGAGCACGUGGCUUCUCAUUCUUUAGUUGGUUUGGUUUGACAAAAGUAGGAAAAAAAAAAUCGAAAAGUGGAUAAUCUGCUUACAAUGUUCUUCUUUUAUCUCCCCCUUUUCUCGCACUCUAUUAAAAUCGCAUUUUCACGGAUUUGUAGCAUGGAUUACAAAAACGAAGGCCACAGCGGCGUCAACCAGCUGGGUGGCAUCUUCGUGGGUGGCCGCCCGCUGCCCGACUCCACCCGACAACGGAUCGUGGAGCUGGCCCACGCCGGGGCCCGGCCCUGUGACAUUUCCCGGAUCCUGCAGGUUUCCAACGGAUGCGUCAGCAAGAUACUGGGCAGAUACUACGAAACGGGCAGCAUCCGGCCGCGCGCCAUCGGCGGCUCCAAGCCCCGCGUGGCCACCCCCGAGGUCGUGCACCGCAUCUCCCAGUUCAAGCAGAACUGUCCGAACAUUUUUGCGUGGGAAAUCCGCGACAAGCUGCUGAACGAGCGCAUCUGCACGCCCGAGAACAUCCCGAGCGUAUCGUCCAUAAACCGCGUCCUGCGCAACCUGGCCGCCCAGAAGGAGUUUAGCAAGAAACCGCACGCACAAGAAUCGUCGAGUGACGUCGAGUCCAGCUAUCUGGCUGCGUCCGGAAAGUCGCUGAAUGACAGUUCGCCCUUUUUGCACUACAAAUAUGGUGGCGCCGAAAAUGAUAUCAAACCGUCGUCGGCCGGUCCGUCGGACGAAAACAAGGGCUCUUUCGGCAAGCACUGCUUCACCAACUUGGACUCGCCGGUGGGGCUGGGAACCGCCGGCGGAGGUCUCAAACCGUCCCCUCAACAGCAGCAGCAGCAGCAACAGCAACAACAACAAUCAGCGCAGGUCAACUUUGACUCGGACUCGGAACGGCUCAGCCUGAAGCGGAAGUUGCAGCGCAAUCGGACCUCGUUCACCGUCGACCAAAUCGAGUACCUGGAGAAGGAGUUUGAGCGGACGCACUACCCGGACGUGUUCUCCCGGGAACGACUGUCUUCCAAAACCAAUCUACCUGAGGCGCGGAUCCAGGUCUGGUUCUCCAACCGGCGCGCCAAGUGGCGCCGCGAGGAGAAACAACGCUCCCAGGCGGCAUCCGAGGGCACUUCCGUGGCGGUGUCGGCAACUCCCGCACCCCCCUCCGGAGUGUCCUCAUGCAUGAACCUGACUUCGCCGCUCGUCUCGCAGCACGUGUACGACUCCAACAUGUGCGUCGAGGACUCCAACAGCAAUUAUCUGAGCAAGAGCUACCCGCUGGAACCGGGCGCGUUCGCCGGCCUCGAUCCGAUGAAGUCUCCCCAAGGGCACCAGCAACAGCAACAUCAACAGCAGCAGCAACAGCAACAACAACAUCCUCAAACCCAUUCACCAAUGUCCUUCAAGCUGUUUCCCUCGAAUCUUACCGGAUCGGGUGGUGGUGGCGGAGGCAGCGGCUCCGUAACACCCGGAACCGGCGUGCUGCACGAGCCCAACCUGAUGGACGCGGUGGCCCUGUCCAACAACGCCGGUUUCGCGCCCCCUACCUCGGACGACAAGUCCCUGUACAACCACUUUGCCUACGCGGCGGCCGCAGCCAACAUGCACCACACGGCUGCGUACUCGGCCGCCGCAGCCGACCAUCACCACCACCACCAUCAUCACCAGUCGGCGGCGGCUGCGUCCUACAACGGGAUGUACCUCAAGAACCAGCUGUACAACCUGCCGACGAACGCCGUGUCCGGCGUGCUCAGCUUCCAGUCGACCCUCGACUGGAACAAAAGUUAAUGGUAAGCGUCCCGAGGCCAGGACGCAGCCAAAGGUCUCUUCCCCUGCUUCACGAGAUGACAAUUGCCAUAACAUGAUUUGCCAUAAAUGGAAAAGAAAAAAAAAACCGACCGACAUUAUGGUGCACUCUUUGAUCUAUUCUCUCACCAACACAAACAAACAUAUGAAAAGGUAAACAAACAAACAUGGUGAAUGUUGACGAGACACAAAAUAUUAUAUAUUAUUAUUAUUAUUAACUAUGAAAUGAAACACAAACGUGAUCAGUUUUUACUACAAGUGAUGGUUGUCCGUACUUAUUAUACAUAUUAUAGCCAGGAGGAAACACAGAGGUGGGUACGAAAAAGUAUUAUUUUUUGCGUCUAAACUACGUCAUUAUAACACACACACUCACAUUAUAUAUGAAACGCUGUGACACAACAUAAUGUAAACAAAAAAAAAUCGUAAUGACAAGUAAACAAUGUGUUAGGAAAAUUGAAUAUUUUAAAACGAUGAACGGGUGAGAAAACCCAAUUUGAAGAAGUAUGCAUACAAAAAGAAAAACACUCUUAUUGAAAAUGUAGAACAAUAUAUUCGCAUCAGCUCUCUCGUGCGAGUGCGCGGAGAGCAGUAAAUGAAACUGGAAUGUACAAUAAAGUGACAAGAAGAAAGUAAAAAAAAAA